CACUGUGCUCCCGUAGUUUGGGUGUCUAAUUAUUACCUUAGUAUUAUUAUUCUUCUUCUUAAUUGUGCAUUGCAGGAGCGGCCUCGCGCAGACGCUGGUCUAGAUCAAGGCACGGUACUCCCGUUCAUGCUGGUCCUCCUCCAGACGAACCGGAAAGGUCCUGUAGAAACUUCCAACUCUGAGGCCCACAUCACCUCACCUACUACCUACCUACCUACCUUACCCUCCUACAACAUCUCCCACAUCCACGACUUUCCGACCACUACUACUACUACCACCAGGCUUCAUACCUACCCACACGGCCACACUGACACCACCACCCUCGUCGCUGAAAUUGUUCGCUAUAGGCCCCCUCCGAGCCUUUGACCGCCUCCAACCAAACCCUCCACCCGUCGCACUCUCUCAUAUCGGCCCCAGGACGAGCCCAGACCUUGCCCGAGCCCCGAGCUGUACUCUCACGUCGCACGCCUAUCGUGACCACUGCCACCGUCCUGCCCUCUCGAACACCUUUCUUGCCGUAUCGUAGCAGCCAGCACACACCUCGACUUCGGCACUGGGCGCAGAACGGGAAGCCAAUGCUGCAUCAGUAAGGAGGGAGAGGAGUAGCAUCCUCAGCAGACACCGCCACUGGCCAUUGCGGCGUCCACACUCGCUUGGAUUGACCCGUCCGCUCGCCGUGUGCCGUAUGCUUUGAACGGAGCCAUUGGACGCCAUGACGGAAUGUUUGAGCCUCCCCAUGCAGCCAGAUAGGUCUCCGUAUUACCAGCGCUCGGGUUCUCUGAAAAGCUCAGCAUCCUCACCCUCUCUGUUCUUCGACAAAGAUUCAUCGAGCACCGCCAGCCCACGCACCGCAUACACACCUCAUGCAGAGCACCAGGAGACCCUGCACAAUCAUCCCUCACAAUGGACUUGUCCGCUGCCUACGCACUCCACGACGGACUCGUUUUCCACCAUCUCCAAUCACACCGUGGACGACUCUGUCACCACCAGCAGUGAUUCUUCGGUAACCAGUGACACGAGCGAGGAUACCGACAUCACUUUCCCCAACUAUGAUGGUUACGACGGGGACUUUGGUCUCCCCACAGACUCAUCAGUAGUAGCGGAGACCAACGGCAAAUGUCAUGACGAGCCGAUCGAGUCUCCCGCCAACACCACGAUAUCAGAGUCGCCACUGUCGACACCGACAGUGGUGGACGAUACCGCUGUGAGGCAGGAACCAUCGCGGCAAGUGGACUUUCUCAGUCACGAAUGGAGAGAAGAAGACAUCUGGUCGUCAUGGAGGAAUAUUGUUUCCCAACGAAAGACGGUGUAUGGGGAAAGGUCGAGGCUCGAGAACGCUUCUUGGCGGACGUGGGCCAAAACCAAGUUUGAUCUACGCACAGUCUCACCCGAAAGACUGAACUGGCUCAAGGAGUCUGACGUGACCUGGUUGUAUGGCCCACUCAAGGUCGCAGCUUCGUACCCCAUCACGCAUCAUUCGGGCACUAAUUCUGCCUCGCGCCUGUCCACGAACAAUUCGUUCGUCAACAAGAAACCAAUAUUGAAGAAGCGAAGCAUGUCGGAGGUCAUGCUGCAAAAGUCGUUAUCGACCUCGUCACUGGUCAAGCAAGCUGCGGCAUCGGCGCAAUCUCAAGGUUGCCACUGGCGGCGAGCUGGUCCCGACGUGAUUGACUCGAAACUGCAAUCUGAAAUCCCCAGCAGAGACCAGAUGGACUAUUUCACGAGCCAUAGCACGAGUGGCGUGGGGACUCCCUACGAGAGUCACGAGAAACGCCACAUUCGCUUCGAUGACCGUGUGGAGCAAUGCAUAGCGGUUGAUUGCAAAUACACGGGUCUGGAUGAAGACGAUGACGAGGAAAUUGAGGACGAAGAAGCGCACGGUGAGCAUGCAGUAUCCGAUUCGAGCAGUGAUGAAGGAAUCGUCAUGAUGAAGCGCAAACGGCGUGCGACCGCGAAACGAAGACCUACUGGGAGCAGAAACAACUCGGCCACCAGUGGAAGGAAAAUCAUCGAAACGUUACCCGCCACGACAUUGAAAUACCGCACCGAUAGUCCCGACAUCACCGAGGAAGCACAGCACCAUACAUUCGGGCGCUCGUGGAGCACCGGAAAUCUCUCACCGAGCCCAUCGCAGGAAACAUUGCGGCCCACGAACCCACUCAACAAUUUCUUACUCCCUACAGAUGAUGAUGCCGAAGACGAAAUCGAUUCGGACUCGUCGUGGAGCUUUGGUGCCACCAAUCCCAAAUCCAGUCUGGGUGCAUCGGGCUCCCUCUCCCAUAGAGAAGCGGCAGACACUCGCCGCACACGACGCAAUACUGCAGCGCCGGCGGAGCAAUUCGAUUUCCAGGUGGAGGGCAUGCGAAGGACGCCCAGCGGAAUGUUCAUGCCAGUGGAUGAAGACGAGGACGAUAUCGUCGCCGCAGGCUUGUUUGGUCGGGUCAGUGAGACGAUCAACACGGCACGGGACAUUGCGCAUGUCAUCUGGAACGUGGGCUGGAGAAAGUGACUGACGUAUGCUCUCUCUCUCUCUCUCUCUCUCUCUCUCUCUCUCAUCUGGCUCGCACUGUGACCACGGUCCCGGUGUUGGUUGCCCGGCGUGUACUCAGACCACGACGAUGCAAACCCAUGGCCACUGCUGUCCAAGAUGUGUUAUUGUAGCUAUCAGCGCAGUGUCGCUGUCCACGGAUCGGUACAGAUAGAACGCUCUGUGUACAGCCAUCGAAUGAUACGCACCCGCUGAAUGACCACUUUCAU
Molecule: messenger RNA, 2757 nt
Organism: Sphaerulina musiva SO2202
Lineage: Eukaryota; Fungi; Ascomycota; Dothideomycetes; Mycosphaerellales; Mycosphaerellaceae
Exons: 2
Coding region: 713-2509 (598 amino acids)
Biological process (GO): protein catabolic process in the vacuole; cellular response to glucose starvation
Source: RefSeq, a predicted model, not a curated record